Messenger RNA from Trichomonas vaginalis G3, 3120 nucleotides. Its product is annotated as protein ubiquitination. NCBI's taxonomy places the organism in Eukaryota, Parabasalia, Trichomonadida, Trichomonadidae. Gene Ontology annotation, cellular component: RQC complex; cytosol. Gene Ontology annotation, molecular function: ubiquitin protein ligase activity; ribosomal large subunit binding. The record is from RefSeq and is a predicted model, not a curated record. The transcript has a single exon. Bases 1 to 3120 code for a protein of 1039 amino acids. Gene Ontology annotation, biological process: ribosome-associated ubiquitin-dependent protein catabolic process; rescue of stalled cytosolic ribosome.
AUGGAUCUUUCUCAUCGACUUCCAUAUCCAGAUCCAGACGUCUAUCUUAAUAUUUUCUCAGAUGGUAACAUAAAGAGCUGCUAUCGAGAUCUUUACGCAAAAUACGGAAAAAAAAUUACAAUAGCCAUGGGAAAAAUCACAAAAGAAAUACAAAAUCUUGAUGAAACAGAAGUUUUUGCAUGCUUUAAUGCUGCAAGGAUUUGUAUUUUUAACAAUUCUCCAAAAAUUCGUCGAGAUGCACUUUUUUUAAUUGCUGAAAUAUCAAAAACUUACUUGACAGAGCAUACAUUACCUUACUUUUUGAUUCUUGCACAUGAUGAUAAUGCUCAAAUCAAACAAGACGCUUCCAAGGCUUUGGCUGCAAUUUCUAGAAAAAUUGGUGGCCUUAAGAAAGCAAAAGAAAUCGUUAUUUCGGCUUUAGGAUCUAUGGGUGCGACAGCCUUUAACAGAGAAAACUUAAUUGACCCAGAAGAAAUUCUUGGAAAAUCUAGGAUCGCAGGAAGUGUUUGCUUAUCAUCAUCACAGAUUCUAGGUGUUAUGAUGGAUGAUCUCAAGCAAAAUGAGAAAGCAGAACUGCUCCAAUACAUCAGAAAAGCAACAGAAGGAUUAUACGACACUCUCAAUGACAUUCAAAACUCUUCGAACGAUACAUUGUUUUAUUCACCACGAUUACGAUCGGCCUUAUACAAAUUACACUAUGAAGCUCUUCCGAUUCCGAAAUGUCCACAUCCAUUAGUAGAAAAGCUUCUUUUGGAAAUAGAUCCGCAAUGCAUGAAAGUGGCUGCACAAUUAAUACCAAAAUUAUGCAAAGAAGACCAAUGGAAACUUUUUAUUCAAAAUCCAUUAUAUUUGAACGAGUUUUACAAAGAAUUUCUUGCAAAUUGUGAUGACUCUACUAUCAAUAUUUCAUUGAGCCGCAAUUUGUCCCAAGAAAAUAUGACAAAUGCUAUAAAUUUACUCAUCAAAAAUAAUUUUCAGAAUAUUGAUGUAGUUGCCAUAUGCAACAAUCCAUACGUAUGGAGUAUAUUACCAGAGAAGCUAAUUCGUGAUGUUAUUAAGUGCGCAAACACAAUAAAUCCGAAAAAUGUAAUUCUUUAUUCGAAAUACUUUGAUAAUAUACAGCAAAUACGUUUCCCAGAUAAGUCAUUACCAGAAGAAAUGGCAGCAGCCCUCAUUUCCGUUGCAAAAACAACAGAUAUUAAUUAUAUCGAGCAGCAAUGGCCAAAUGCCACCAACAACUGUAUAAGGAUAUGGAACAAAUCCCCUAAAACAGAUUGGUGGAGCGAUAUCUUGAAAGAAAAUUUGAGAUAUUACAUUGAAGACGACUGUGGCGCGAUAUCCAUGGCAGUUCCCGUAUCAGAAUCAUCCAAUUUCGCAAAUUUGGUCGCAGAAGUUGUAAUUGAUCGAUUAAAUAAAGGCCAAGAAGUUACAGAUGAUAUGUGGUACGCAACAGCAAUAACAGAUCCGUUAAUUGACGUUAUCAUUAAGCUUAAUCCAAAUAUCCAGAUCGAAGCAACCAAGAAACAGGACAUUUAUACUGCAAUUUAUCAAAAUAUUAUUAUUAAUACAGAUGAAAGCGAAGCUGGUGAACUUAUCGGCCAUAUCUCAUUAUCAUCACAAACUUCCUUGAUGGAAUUCCCUAAUAGCUAUGACUUUUUGUCUCAUUUCUUCAAAGUUGUCUCAAUUGCAGAUGUUCCAGAGGACAUAGAGCUUCAAUACCUCAAAGACUACUUCGAAAUAUCAUACUCAGACUUCCUCCUUCACGUUUUCCUUGGAAAAUUCGAUGCAAGUAUUUUAGAUUCUUCAAUUUCGAAAUUUGUAUAUUCUAUACCUUUCGAAAGACGUCAGAAUCUCCUCAGCCAGUCAAUCCGCAACCAAUUUAUCGAAAAUUCCGUAAUUUUGCUGAUUUCUGCAGAUGAAAAUGACAGAAAUAAGCUCAAAAUCGAUGAAUGCGAUAUCCUAGCACCGUAUCUAUCGAUGAUGAAUAUAGAUUACGACUGGAAAUCCGAUUUUGCCAAGUUUUGCCGCGGAGAAAAAAUUGAUAUCUCAAAUUUCAAAGGUUCAAUGGAGGAACUGCUAUGGAUAGCCACAAAAGAAAAUUGUCCACAGUAUAUAAGUAACAUUUGCGCAUCAAUUUUCCCUGUUUCUCUAUCUAUUAACUUCCAUCUUUUCAUUUCAGCACUUUUGAAUACAGAUAUCGAAACAACCAAGUUCAGAGAGUUAUUGGAUACAGCUCUGCAGUCAUUAGAUAACUUGACUCCUUUAGAUCCUCAAACUGUUUUAAUUUUAAGCGACUGCUUCGCGAAAAUGUCCUUACUACAAGCAGACGAGCUCAUUUCCUUCUGCUCUUCAGUAAGCUCAUUACUCGCUUCCCAACAUGUCCCUUCAAUCGUCUCUUGUUUACACCAUUCAAUUCCAUUUUUCUUACAAAAAGUGACACGCGAAAAAUGGAUUGAAUUGAGAAAUUCACUUAGCCAAGGCCCUGUAUCUGGUCUCAUUGAAUUUGAUAGCAUUAUAUCGGAAAUGUUCUCAGAAGAUGAUUUGUCGAUGUUUAGAGACUUUCCAAGCGCUGCUUCAAGAUUUUACGCGAAUUUCAACAAGAAAGAUGAGCUGAAAGACUUAUUAUCAGGACUCUCCCACCAGAUGAUAGAAGAUGAACUCAAGAAAGCCCAGAAUUAUACAAUAGAAAACAUAUUAAUCUCAGUAGAUGUAAAUUCUCAUACAAUUCAUGCGGAAAGUAUAUCUACAGAUGAUCCAUUUACACUCGAUGUAAUUAUUCCUGACAUCUAUCCACUCGAAACUCCUCUUUUCCGCGUGUCUUCCAUAGGAAAAGAAAAACUUACACAAGAUGCAAGGGAUGAAGUGAAGAAAGAGUGCAUGAGACAGGAUGGAAUCUUCGCAGCUAUCUCAACAUGGGCUGCUCGCAUUGAUUCUGUCAUUUCUAAAGUAGAAGUUUGUCCAAUUUGUUUAUCUUUACUCGAUGCAGGCAUGAACUUGCCGAAAAUGAAAUGUUCAACAUGCCACAAGUGUUGCCAUGCUUCCUGUUUAGAAAAAUGGCUCAGAAAUUCACUCAAGAAAAAUUGUCCAUUUUGCAGAACGAAAUGGCACCGCCAGAAGUGA